Aspergillus chevalieri is the source of this 2271-nucleotide messenger RNA. RefSeq lists its product as uncharacterized. NCBI's taxonomy places the organism in Eukaryota, Fungi, Ascomycota, Eurotiomycetes, Eurotiales, Aspergillaceae. The record is from RefSeq and is a predicted model, not a curated record. Bases 1 to 2271 code for a protein of 756 amino acids. The transcript has a single exon.
AUGCCACCCAAGCGAGCCUCCCGAACACCGCAGCCAGCCCCCCAACGCGUAUAUGACCUUCGGAAAACGCACAUUCCUCGCAUAUCCCCCCCUCCGGAGGAAGGCUAUCAAGGGAGGAAAAAUACCAAUGGGGUAUAUGUUCCUCGUGCUGCUGCCACUAAAGCUGCAGCCAUACGUCGACGAGCAGCUGCCGCUCGAGCUGCACGUGCAAAUGAAGAAGCCGAUGCGUCUCCUGGGCUGCCGCAAACACGUUUAAGAACUCUGAAUAGACGCUCUACAACCCCCCAGGCACGCCGUUCAGCUACUCCUGGAAAAAGAGUGCAGUUUGCACUGCAAAAUGCCCAGCCGAAGCCAUCAUCUGCAGCCAAAUCCAACGCGUCAUCUCAAAAGGAAGCCUUGCACCGUAGGGCUGCCUCUACGAGUACUGAGCCUGAAACCACUGAAGCAGAUGAGGCAUCAGAGGCCUCAUAUGAUGAAGAGGAAGUAUAUGAAGAAGGGGUGAAUGAGGAUCAUGAUGAGAAUGGUCCAGAAGACGAAGAAAGUGGACAAAUGGAUGAUGAGGGGAGUGCUGAUGAGGAUGACAAUCUACCCUCCAUAGAUGACCGGGAUGUUGAUACUGAAGAGGAGGCCUCUGCCCGGGCGCUCUAUGAUGCCAAAGAGAAGUAUAGAGAGCUUAUUGGACGACGUGUUCUAGAUGAAGCCCGGCGCCGCUAUCCAGAAGGCGUACAACGGCAGCCUCGAGAAGUUGAGACUUCAGAUUUGGAAGCAGCAUUAGAGGAUGCCAUGAGAGCUGCAGACUAUCCUGUAGGCAUCAUCCUGAAUAUUCGCAUCAACAAGAAGCCAUAUGUGAAGAAGAGCUUGCCUGAUAGUCAGCGCCGUUCCUUCAAUAUGGAGGAUGUUGAAAAGGCCUUUCUAAGUGCCAUUGCUCCAACGGUUGGAGAGGAAGAGUAUCAAAUCAUGGCUCGGAGAGUUACCGUCAAACACUCUUCUGGGCGUGGUGGCACCACCCACCAUGAUUUUGAUGAUUUUGACACUGCUAACGGCAGCCAUAUACUAUCAAUUAUAGAUAAACACCAUAGUCGCCAUCGGACAGGCAUGAUUGAAGCCCAUUUCGAUAUAAACGUCCAGUGUGAUGCCAUCUUACCAACACCGAAGCGUUCACGGCAGCCAGAGCCCCCUUCUUCAGACAUACCGAGCUCCCCCCCUUCCUUCCCUCCAAAAAAGCGCCAAAAUCGAUCAAGUCGCCUGCAAGAGCAGCAUAGUACUCGGCUUGAUACCAUUCGUGUUGCUGGCAACUUUCAACGCCAGUUGAUGGACCGUUGGCGUUGUCACGAUCCAAAUUGCACAAACAAGGAUAACUACUGCUUUCCUGAUCCAACCGAGCGUACAAAGCACUUUAAUAUCACUGCUGUACAGCAUGAAGCAUGGGCAAAUGCUAUAUCAAAUGGUGAAGCUACUAUUCAAAAUCCUCCGGUCAAAAUGCUUCGCUAUUGGGAGGAGCAUCAGGGUGCUUUAAAUAGACAGUCCCGCCAACCAGCCCGCCAAACUUUUAUCCAACAAACGAAGUCAUCACUUGAGCGAUUAGCUGAAAUGCAGCAGCAAAUGCAUGAGCGGAUGUUGGAGGCUCGUAUGUAUGAUCAAAUGGAUGCCCUGGAGGAAAAACAGGAGCGCAGGGAGGAGAGAAAUGAGCGAAGGCGUAUGGAGCAAGAACGACGUGAGCAUGAGCUGGCACAUGCACGCUUGAUGUACAUGCCUCCCCACUAUGCAGCCAUGCCAUACAGCCAUGGCCAGUCUCCCCGGCCAAUGAUGCCUAUUUCAGGCCAAUAUCCUGCAGCGCAAUAUCCUCGCGCUCCAAUUACUCCUCAGGCGGCCUCUCGGGCAUCCCAAAAACGCCGUUCUAGCCCAAUUGAUGAGACAACAGAUGAGUAUGAGCUGCUUGAGUCUUUUUUCUAUUGGAAGAAUGUCAACACGCCAAAUCCACGCCAAAAAGAGAAGUGGAAUCAAGUGAAGGAGAUUGUAUUUCAAAAUGAUUGGACGAUACAGGAUUUAAAGGACAUGGAGGAUGACGCCAGCCCCAUGUAUCAGCGUGCUAUAAAGGCAGGCAUCUCAGAUGGCUUCACUCGCCUUAUUCAGCGGGAGCUGCAGGCAUUCAAACGUGAUGUUCGGCGUCAGAAAGAAGCUCAUGAGGAAGAGCUUCAAGCUAUUGCCACUUUGGGUCAGCUAGGCCAUCAAACAGACAUUGAAGGAUCGGAAUUUAUGCGAUAUACCUGA